AUGUCUGCCAGCCCAUCUCCUUCCGCCGGUGGCGAUAGCAAGACAAAUGAACAGGUCCACUUUCGUUUUUGUCGCGAAUGCUCGAACUUGCUCUACCCGAAAGAAGACCGCGUCAACAACCGUUUGAUGUUUACGUGUCGAACCUGCCAUGUCGGCGAGCCCGCAAGCUCAUACUGCGUCUAUCAAAACAAGCUCAACAGUCAAGUCGGAGACACAGCUGGUGUGACUCAGGAUGUGGGAUCUGAUCCUACGCUUCCUCGGUCGAACAAGCUCUGCCCGAGCUGCGGUGAAGCCGAAGCGGUCUUUUUCCAGUCUCAGCAGCGUUCUGCAGAAACCGGAAUGAAACUUUACUAUGUCUGUUGCGCGUGCGGCAACGUCUUCGUAUGA
Molecule: messenger RNA, 387 nt
Organism: Aspergillus bombycis
Lineage: Eukaryota; Fungi; Ascomycota; Eurotiomycetes; Eurotiales; Aspergillaceae
Product: DNA-directed RNA polymerase II core subunit RPB9
Exons: 4
Coding region: 1-387 (128 amino acids)
Biological process (GO): DNA-templated transcription; transcription-coupled nucleotide-excision repair; transcription initiation at RNA polymerase II promoter
Cellular component (GO): RNA polymerase II, core complex
Molecular function (GO): zinc ion binding; nucleic acid binding; DNA-directed RNA polymerase activity
Source: RefSeq, a predicted model, not a curated record